Molecule: messenger RNA, 742 nt
Organism: Neltuma alba
Lineage: Eukaryota; Viridiplantae; Streptophyta; Magnoliopsida; Fabales; Fabaceae
Exons: 2
Coding region: 84-557 (157 amino acids)
Source: RefSeq, a predicted model, not a curated record
AACGGUUUCGUUCACUGGCUUCUUCACACUGUAAGUGCUGCUUAUAACUGCUGCUAGGCCUGAGCAGAGAAGGAUCGACCUUAAUGGCCACAACUGCGAUCCUUCUCUGCUCAGGCCUAGCAGCAGUUAUAAGCAGCACUUACAGUGUGAAGAAGCCAGUGAACGAAACCGUUUAUGGAGCUCACGGAGAGUUCAUGGUGGCUCUCAAGUACGUCACCCUCCUCACCGUCUUCCUCUUUUCCUUCUUCUGCCACUCUCUGUCCAUAAGGUUCAUGAACCAAGUGAACAUCCUCAUCAACACGCCUCAAGAUCCCAUGUCCCUGGUCACACCAGAGUACCUCCACGAGCUCUUGGAGAAAGGCUUCAUUCUCAACACUCUGGGAAAUAGGCUCUUCUACGCGGCAAUCCCGCUUCUGCUUUGGAUCUUUGGGCCCGUCUUGGUCUUCUUGUGUUCUUGCACUAUGGUUCCUGUUCUUUACAAUCUCGACUUUACUUUCUCAUGUGACAAGAAAGUGAAUAAGGAUGCCAAUGAAAAUCGUGAGAUGUAUGAAGUUUGAUUGGAUAAUAAGGUCGUGGUUCAAAGUAAUUGGUCAUAGCGUUUUCUUAUUUGAGAGAAUUAAUGAGGCAAAUUUGCGCCUGAUGAUCAUGUAUUAAGCUUUGGCCAGAAGUUUUGAGCUGGUCAAUAUCAUACAGAUUGUCCAUGUAAAAGCUCGGCACAAUAUGGUGUACGAUUUCUCCUUCA